Molecule: messenger RNA, 4847 nt
Organism: Eleginops maclovinus (Patagonian blennie)
Lineage: Eukaryota; Metazoa; Chordata; Actinopteri; Perciformes; Eleginopidae
Gene: sardh
Product: sarcosine dehydrogenase
Exons: 22
Coding region: 188-2938 (916 amino acids)
Cellular component (GO): mitochondrion; mitochondrial matrix; cytoplasm
Molecular function (GO): sarcosine dehydrogenase activity; protein binding
Source: RefSeq, a predicted model, not a curated record
GUUUUCUGACAGCAACUGAACUGCAGCUCCCCUGUCACGCUUUGAAACGCUGUCUGUCUCUGCACAAGUAUUCGGACAUUUACCAAGACUGAAAAUCCCGUCUCUUCGCAAACUUGCAUCGAUUGUAUUUACCGGGGACAGUCGGUAAAAGGCGCAACCGAGUGUCCCUUGACUCACCACAGGGGCCAUGGCCUUCCUUGGGAGCGCAGUUUGGCGGGUGGUGUCAGCAGUUCGGCCUCCUCUCUCUCCCUUGUGCCGGGCAACAACUCGAUCCUACAGCUCAGAUCCCACUUCGGAAAAAAGUGUUCCCUAUGAGAAGACACUCAAACAAGAGGUUGGCUCCUCCUCUGGACCGACAAAGCCUUUACCCAGGUCAGCAGAUGCAGUGGUGAUCGGAGGAGGUAGUCUGGGCUGUCAGACCAUCUACCACCUGGCUAAAAUGGGGAUGACCAACGUAGUUCUGCUGGAGAGAGACAGACUGACUGCUGGCACCACCUGGCACACUGCAGGCCUGCUGUGGCAGCUCCGUCCCAGUGAUGUUGAGGUUGAGCUCUUAGCCCACACCAGAAAUGUAAUCAGCAAAGACCUGGAGGAAGAGACGGGCCUCCACACGGGCUGGAUCCAGAACGGAGGACUCUUCAUUGCCUCCAACAAACAAAGACUGGACGAGUACAAGCGCCUCAUGUCGCUGGGAAAAGUGUAUGGUAUCGAGUCCUACGUUCUAUCCCCUGCAGAGACCAAGGACCUGUAUCCCCUGAUGAACGUUGAUGAUCUGUAUGGAACCCUGUAUGUACCAAAAGAUGGCACCAUGGACCCAGCAGGCACCUGCACCACCCUGUCCAGAGCUGCCACCGCCAGGGGAGCCAUGGUGAUUGAGAACUGCCCUGUGAGUGGUAUCCAAGUGCGGACUGAUGACUUCGGUAUUAAGAGGGUUAAGGCAGUGGAGACCCCUCAUGGGACCAUUGAGACAUCUUGUGUGGUAAACUGUGCCGGUGUGUGGGCCACCAAGCUGGGAGAAAUGGCUGGAGUUAAGGUUCCUCUUGUUGCGAUGCAUCAUGCCUAUGUGGUGACAGAGAGAAUUGAAGGCAUACAGAACAUGCCGAAUGUCAGGGACCAUGAUGCAUCAGUGUACCUGCGCCUCCAAGGUGACGCCCUUUCUGUGGGUGGUUAUGAACAGAAUCCCAUCUUCUGGGAUGAGGUGUCCGAUAAGUUUGCCUUCAGCCUGUUUGACCUGGACUGGGAUGUAUUCAUGCAACAUAUUGAGGGUGCCAUCAACAGAGUUCCUGUUCUGGAGCAGACUGGCAUCAAAUCCACCGUCUGUGGACCAGAAUCAUUCACAGCCGACCAUAAGCCUCUGAUGGGAGAGGCCCCGGAGGUCAGAGGUUUCUUCUUGGGCUGUGGCUUCAACAGUGCUGGCAUGAUGCUCGGAGGUGGUUGUGGACGAGAACUGGCUCACUGGAUCAUACAUGGCCGCCCUGAGAAGGAUAUGUACGGUUAUGACAUCAGGCGUUUCCAUAACUCGCUGACAGACAACCCAAAGUGGAUCAGAGAGAGGAGCCACGAGUCGUAUGCUAAAAACUACUCUGUGGUGUUCCCCUUUGAUGAGCCGCUGGCCAGCCGCAACAUGAGGAAGGACCCUUUUCAUCAGGUGCUGACGGAGCAGGGCUGUGUGUUCCAGGAGAGGCAUGGCUGGGAGAGACCUGGCUGGUUCAACAAAGAUGGGGCCGCUCCUGUUAAAGACUACGAUUACUAUGGGGCUUAUGACAUUAAGAAGAAUGAGAACUACAAAUACAACGAGUUGCUGGGUAAAGAGUACACCUUUGACUUCCCUCCACAUCAUGAUGUGAUUAAGAGUGAGUGCCUCGCAUGCAGACAUGGCGUGGCAGUGUUCGACAUGUCCUACUUUGGAAAGUUCUAUCUGACAGGACCAGAUGCCAAGAAGGCGGCUGAUUGGCUGUUCACCGCUGAUGUCAACAAGAAGUCGGGCUCCACUGUGUAUACCUGCAUGCUGAAUAGGGGAGGAGGGACGGAGGCUGACCUGACAGUGAGCAGACUGGAACCUGGUGUCUCCAACCUGCCCCUGGCCCCACAGUCCAAUGGUGAUGCAUACUACCUGGCCAUUGGAGGUGGCGUGGCAGAACACAACUGGAACCACAUCAGAACCGUUCUUCAGGACGAAGGCUUCAACUGCCAGCUGACGGACCACUCUGAGGACAUGGGGAUGAUCAGCAUCCAGGGACCUAAGAGCCGAGAGGUGCUGCAGGAGGUGUUGGACGCCGACCUGAGCAACGAAGCUUUCCCCUUCUCCACCCACCAAGUUGUCAAUGCAGCAGGGCAUCAGGUGCGGGCUAUGCGUCUGUCGUUUGUCGGAGAGCUCGGCUGGGAGCUGCACAUUCCCAAAGACUCUUGCCUUCCAGUCUACCAUGCUGUCAUGGCUGCUGGUGCAAAGCACGGCAUCAUCAACUCAGGCUACAGGGCCAUAGACUCGCUCAGCAUAGAGAAGGGCUACAGGCAUUGGCACGCAGACCUUCGCCCUGAUGACACACCCCUAGAGUCAGGGUUAGGCUUCACCUGCAAAAUGAAGAGCUCCAUCCCCUUCCAGGGCCGGGACAGGCUAGAGAAACAGAAGGCAGAGGGGCUGAGGAGGCGCAUCGUCUGCUUCACCAUUGAUGAGAAAAUACCCUUGUUUGGUUUGGAAGCAGUUUUCCGUAACGGCACUCCUGUUGGUCACUUACGUCGUUCAGACUAUGGCUUCUUUGUUGACAAAACUAUCGGAUAUGGAUACAUCCGCAACCCUGAUGGAGGAGUGGUGAGUGCCGAUUUCAUAAAGAGCGGCGAGUUUACCCUGGAGAAGAUGGGAGUGACGUACAAGGCCAAGGCCCAUCUUAAAUCUCCAUUUGACCCUCAGAAUAAACGCGUCAAGGGCAUCUAUGAUUGAGAAGGACCACAUGUGAAAACUGAAGAAAACACUGGUUGGAGAAUGAGAGUUGCCGCAGCUUACAAAUAUUAUGCAUUAUAGCGUUGAUGGAUAGAUUAAAUGUGAUUGGAAAGAACUGGAGGGGAUAAAAUAAACCUUUAUAGAUCAAAAAUGUAUUUCAAAAUACAAAAGAAGUGCUAAUUUAAGUUAGCUAGUUAAGCUUUACAUUUUGAGCCCGCUCUGGGUUUGAGAGCAACACUUUGUUAUCUUGUGAAGGCCCUCAUGUGAGAAGUAUUCCUAUGAAGACAAAUAAUAGACGUGAACUUAUCUCUGCUCCGGUAGUCAAAGACAAUUUCCAAUAAACCUGGAAGAAGACCCUCGCGUGAUCCUGCUAACUUUGAAUAAGCCUGUUCUUUCAUCUGGAUCGCUUUUAAGUACUUAAAUAACACAUGCUUGUUUUGUUUUUUUUAAAUAGAAAAUAAACUGAACAAUAUUUGCUCAAACAUCAUUCAGUUUUUAAGCCUUAACACUAGAUUACUUAGGGAAACUCCUUUACGUCUAGUUAAUACUGGGAAUUCUCUGAAGUAAAGUUCUGUUAUAUUUAAUGUUUCAUUUAUCCUAUGAGGCCAUAGUGUCCCAUAUUUGGGAAUCAAAGCAUUUCCAAACUACACACAACCCCUUCUGGCAGUUUGAGUCAGAUUACAGUGACUGAUGUUGUUGCUGACAACAUUGACUAAAACAGAUUUCCACUCUGCUGCAUGGUAUCUAAAUAUUAGGCAGACAGAGUGUUUAUCAAAAAAAAAAAAAACACCCUGCGGCAUAUUUUAUCCAGCCAGGGAGGAAAAACUGCUGGUUACUGGAUAAAGAAAAGUUAUCAGAAAGCAGCUGUUACAGAAAGAGUCUUUGUUUGCUGAACCCCCCUCCUCCCCGUCGUUGCUGUCCUAUUCUGCUCCGUACUGCCGUCGCUGCUGUUUGCAAACUCAAUUCUUUUAAGUUUGUUUCUUACCAAAUGCCAUUGUCAUUAAAUAAGACUUAUCUUCCAAUCCAGGCGCUUAUUUUUUGUUGUUCUGCCGCGAAAUCAUACCCAACAAUUUGAGUAUCUGCAGGAGGCGAUAGCGCAUUUAUCAUCGCCUUGGCCUUUUAAAACUCCAAAAUGUGAACUUGGUACAAUGGACAUGUCAGUUUGACAGGACUUUUUUUUUUUGAUUUCUUGUCAUUCAAAUGCAAAUUUAGCUAAUUGAACUAGCUACAUGUGAAAUCUCACUCAGUCUACACAUUGACAGUGUAUGUACAUGUAUACACUGUGUGUGUACUGCUAGCAGGUCAGCUCCUCGUUUGUAUUUUACAAAUGUUAUGUCUUAAGGCUAACUACAAACAUUUUUCUUUUUGACAUGACUUUUGACACCUGUGCUUUCAUCCUCUUUCACCAACAGUUCAUGCCAAAUAAUAAACUGUGAACAGCACAUCAAACAUGUGUGACAGCAGGAAGUAAUUUGUGUGUACAGUAUGUCUACUACUUGCCUCCAAUUUGUGUGGCUGCACGUUCGGCACAAAAUGUUUACUAAUGUGGAAUGAUUAAUUGAUUCAGCCCAGAAGGCCAUUAAUCAUUGAAUUGGUUGUUCUGAGCAGUGGCUUGGGUUAAUAACAAGAUUUAUUUUGGAAAUUUGAAACAGACUGACAGAAACUAUCACCACUGGUCCUCUACACGACAAGUCCACAGGUCUUUUUACCCUUAUUAAGUUUACAGAAAUUGUCUUUCUAUGAUGUGAAUACUACAAAAGGACUGACGAUAGAAAGCAGGUGAUUCUUAAAUGCAAAAUGUCUUAAGUGAAUUGUUUUAUUGUUUAACUUGUAAAAUGAUUGUUAAAUCCGACUUAUUUAAUCUGUCCAAAGCAUUUUGUGUAUUAUUAAAUCCCUUUUUGUCUGCCAA